Ruditapes philippinarum (Manila clam) is the source of this 2625-nucleotide messenger RNA. Its product is annotated as mitochondrial import inner membrane translocase subunit Tim16-like. Lineage: Eukaryota; Metazoa; Mollusca; Bivalvia; Venerida; Veneridae. Gene Ontology annotation, biological process: protein import into mitochondrial matrix. The transcript is spliced from 4 exons. The record is from RefSeq and is a predicted model, not a curated record. Gene Ontology annotation, cellular component: TIM23 mitochondrial import inner membrane translocase complex. The coding region runs from base 143 to 526 and encodes 127 amino acids.
UUAAACGUAAAAGUUCAUAUAAAGUCCAUUUAUUCCUGAUUUUUUUUUUAUUGAAAAAAAAAAUAUAUUCGCUUCAUUUAAAACGAAAGUAAAGAUCCGGUUGCCCCAUGUUUUGAAGGACAAUCGUGAAAAACUGAAUUCAAUGGCUAAAGAAUUAUUUAAAGUUAUAAUUGCUGGAGGAAAGGUUGUAGGACAGGCAUUUACGCGAGCAUUAAAGCAAGAGUAUGAGGCUAGUCAAAGAGCAGCACAGCGUGCAGGUGGAGGGAGUCAAGGAAGGAAAAGUGCCGCUACUGAUACAUUUACGGGCAUGACUUUACAGGAAGCCAAAGAAAUACUGAAUGUUUCGGAUAUCACAGAUGCUGAGGGGGUACAAUCAAAUUAUGAUCAUUUAUUUAAAGUGAAUGACAAGGCAAAAGGGGGAUCAUUUUAUUUACAGUCAAAGGUUGUAAGAGCAAAAGAGAGGAUAGACACAGAGGUCAAGACAAGGUCACAACAAAAGCCAACAGAACCAGAACAAAAUACCUGACACCAUUUUCCCUUAGUUUAUUAACGGACAUUAAUAAAUUCAUAGACAACACAUAGACCCAUUCUACAGAGAAGCACCAAUAUUAAGAGAAAUUAGCACAUGUCAUUGAAUUGAUGUGCUUACAAGGGAUAAAUGGUGUGAUAGUAAUUAAAAUAACUGUUAUAUGAAUUUUUGUGAUUUUUUAUAUGUAAAAAAGAUGUUUUUAUUAAGUUGAAUUAUGUGUGCUGACUUUGUAUGUGGAGAUGCUCCUUAAUAGAAGUAAUAAGUUGGAAGCAAAACCAUUAGUAGUGAAUACUGUUAAAUGUAUACCCAAUAUGCAUGCAGAGCUAUAGUAUUCAAUGUUAUGCAACAUUAAUAUUCUGAGGUUUUCAAAAUAAAUGUUUGUAUAAUAUUAUGUGAGUGUGAGAAAAAAAAGUUAAUUCAUCUUAGGGAUACUGAGUCUUGUUACUUGUGUGUUUGCUUUACUAUGCUUUUAUUUAAAAUAUUAAUUUUUUUUUUCAAAUUUCCCUUCCUUUGCACGACUAGGGAAAUUUAGCUGUCGAGCUAUCUCCAAGUCUGACUAAAGUCAUGUCUCAAAUAAUGCUUUGCUUGGAAAAUGUCAGAGGUUUGCCAUCUUCCCUCGGCCUACCUGACACCGUAGACGGAGAGCUUGGUUUUACUUCUAGGGCAUGUCAAAAUGUUUAACUUUUGGGCUUUCGGUUGAAAAAAAAAUGUCGAAGAAGAUAAAACAACAAAUGCCAUUGGUCAAUUUUUAUGAUAAAACAACAAAUGCCAUUGGUCAUUUUUCAUGAUAAAACAACAAAUGCCAUUGGUCAUUUUUCAUGAUUUGGGUUUGAGAUAAUACAACAAAUACUAUUGGUCAUUUUUCAUGAUAAAACAACAAAUGCCAUUGGUCAUUUUUCAUGAUAAAACAACAAAUGCCAUGUGUCAUUUUUCAUGAUUUGGGUUCGAGAUAAAACAACAAAUACUAUUGGUCAACUUAUUUAUCAUCAAAGUAGUGGAUGUUAAUAAAUUUGAAUAAACUAGUUCAGAAAUGGUACUGUACAUUCAGCAACUGUAAAAUAAUAUAAAUGCUUGUAAGGAUAUGGAGUGGUUACGGUCACUGACCAACUUGUUUGCGCCUCACCACAGUUGGUUUAAAUCCCACCAUGGACUUUAGAUUCAUUCAUGUGAGAAAGCUAUCCAGCUAGAUAACAAAAGGUUGAUGGUUUAAUUCUGGUUUUGUGUAUGCCUUAAAAAAAUGUAUGAGAGGCACCAAAAAUUUUCCUUCAGCAGUAAAACUGGAAAGUGGCUGUAUGACCUUUUCAAUGUUGGUGUGACUCUGUGGUUGUGUGGUUAAGGUUGCCGGCUUCAAAUUGUUUGCCCCUGACAACAGUGGGUUUAACUCAUUGUCGGGGGACUUUAAUUUAAUUCCUGUGAGGAAGCUAUCCAGCCUGGUUAUAACAGGUUGAUGGUUCUACCUGAGUUUUGCUCAUGCAUGAAAUAAUACAUGAAGGAACGACACAUGAGGUUUUUCUCCGGUUGUAAAGCUGGAAAAUCACCUUAUGACCAGUCCCCUUUUCAAUGUUGGUUGUGCAUUAAAACCCCAAACAAAACAAACCAACAAGUAUAUAAAUGGCAUAAAGUCCAAACUUGGGGGAAAAAACUACCGAUAAAAGUGAAUUUUGUGAAUAAGUUGAGAAGCAUAUAAAAUUUAAAAAGAGUAAAUCACAGACACUGAUCAUGUAAUUUCUCCUUAGUUCUCUCCAUUAAAUAGUUAGUUUUACAUUAAUUCUUUGUUUCUACUAAGUACAUAACUUUAGUUUUUGUAACUUGAAUUUUAUCUUAUUUAGGAGUCCAAGAUCAAGUUCUGGCACACAGUGUACAAUUUUUGUAGGAUUUAAUAUUUAAAGCUGAUUUUCUAUAUUUACUGGAAAACUAUGUUCAUAUUUCGUAAACAAAAAACAAUAGAGUAAGUGAAAUAAUAUUUGAAUAUACAAAAAAAGUCAUGUAAUUAAAUACUUUUAUCUUUCACAUUUGUACAUGUAUAUACAUGUAUUUAAAUUGUUAAACAACAUGUAUGGUGAUGUAAAUAAAGAUGAAUAAUUUAAGAGAAAAAA